AAAAGUCGAAGUCGGUGGGAAAGACAAGAAGGUGGGGAAGAAACCUCCCCGCCGAGGAGGGGAAAUAGUUCAGUCCCCAAGAUGGCGGCCACCAUGAAGAAAGCGGCAGCUGAAGAUGUCAAUGUUACCUUUGAAGAUCAACAGAAAAUCAACAAGUUUGCAAGAAACACCAGUAGAAUAACAGAAUUGAAAGAAGAAAUAGAGGAUAAAAAGAAACAGCUUCAGAACUUGCAAGAUGCAUGUGAUGACAUCAUGAUGCUUGAUGACGACUCGCUAUUCAUACCUUACCAAAUUGGAGACGUCUUCAUUAGCCACUCCCAAGAUGAGACACAAGAGAUGUUGGAGGAAGCAAAACAAAAUUUGCAGGAAGAAAUUGGAGCUUUGGAGUCUCGAGUAGAAUCGAUCCAGAGAGUAUUAUCAGACCUUAAAGUCCAGCUUUAUGCAAAGUUUGGCAACAAUAUAAAUCUCGAGGCAGAUGACAAUUAAAUACCAUAGAAAUAGCAUUUUGGUUUUCUCCCUUCUUAACCCUUAUGUAUUUUUUAUACAUUCAGUUUUCUGCUUCAUGUAUUUAACAAAAUAAUUAUUUUGCACACCUGUGAUUAUUUAUAUGUUUUAAGUAAGAAGAUUCACAUUCAUCUGGUGCAUAAUCAAAUGGGGAGUGUAUAAAGGUUUGCAGAAAUAAUAGUAAAAAUCAAACAAACA
Messenger RNA from Anolis sagrei ordinatus, 702 nucleotides. RefSeq names its product prefoldin subunit 4 (gene PFDN4). Gene Ontology annotation, biological process: protein folding. Gene Ontology annotation, cellular component: cytoplasm; prefoldin complex. Lineage: Eukaryota; Metazoa; Chordata; Lepidosauria; Squamata; Anolidae. The record is from RefSeq and is a predicted model, not a curated record.